Molecule: messenger RNA, 4557 nt
Organism: Salvelinus fontinalis (brook trout)
Lineage: Eukaryota; Metazoa; Chordata; Actinopteri; Salmoniformes; Salmonidae
Product: paternally-expressed gene 3 protein-like
Exons: 4
Coding region: 211-4557 (1448 amino acids)
Biological process (GO): egg coat formation; positive regulation of acrosome reaction; binding of sperm to zona pellucida
Cellular component (GO): extracellular matrix
Molecular function (GO): acrosin binding
Source: RefSeq, a predicted model, not a curated record
UGCGUGAUUUUGUCUGCACAAAGGCAACCAAUGGAACCUAAAUGACAAUCAACUUCCCAUUCUUCAGCACCUGUAUAAUUAAUCAGGUCUGGACAAUAAUCAAGCUGAUUGCUUAAUGGGGUGGGGCCUUUGUCAGACAUCGUGGCUAUAAAAUGGUUUGACAGACGCUGUGGAAGAAUUGACAAGAAUAACUCAUGUCUAUUUGGAGUGAUGGGGUUCAGGCAAGCGUCUGCAGUGCUGCUGUUGGUGGUGACGUUUUGUUGUGUUGUUAGUGAUGCUUGGACCUCCAGAUCGUUUUAUCUGAGAUUGGGGUUUCUGUGUGACGAUGACGUUUCAGCCCAGUUUGACUCUCAGAAGCCUGUGGGAGAGAACCCUAGUGGACAAGAACCUAGCCAGCCUGUGGGCCAGGAGCCCAGCGUCGAGCCUGUCGGACAGGAAACUAGCCAGGAUGAAGACCCUGAGAGCUUCCAGUCCAAGCAGACAUUUGAGAACCCUCUGACUUGGCUCUAUCCUACGCUUGAGAAGCAUGAGCGCAAUUCUACAGUGUUUGAGCGGCUAAAGCAGGUGGCAGCCAAUGGUGUGGUGGCUCGGUGUGGGAAAAGUGUGGUCCGUGUGGAGGUGAAGCAGGAACUUCUGGGGAUUGGCCGGCUCAUCCAGCCAGAGCGUCUCACUCUAGGAGGCUGUGCUGCCACUGAGGAGGAUGCUGAAGCUCUUGUGCUGACCUUUGAAUCAGAGCUGCAUGGCUGUAGCAGUGAGAUGACGAUGACUGAGGAUGUGCUGAUCUACACCUUCACUCUUGUCUAUGAGCGAAAACCUCUUGCUAAGAUUUCUAUAUUGAAGACCAGUAAAGCUAUGGUUGAUAUUGAGUGCCACUACUUGAGGAAUCAUGAUGUGAGCAGCAAUACCCUGAAGUAUGCUGUAGAACCUAGCCAGGUUGUUAUAAAGCCUGUGGGCCGGGAACCUAGCGUGGAGCCUGUGGGCCGGGAACCUAGCGUGGAGCCUGUGGGCCGGGAUCCGGUUGGAGAGACUGUUGGACAGGAACCUAUACAGCCUGUUGGCGGGCCUUUGGGCUAUGAAGCUGUUGGAGAGCAGCCUGUGGGACCAGGACUUCGUGGAGAGCCUGUCGGUCAAGCGCUUGGAGAGCCUGUGGGCCGGGAACCUAGCGAGCAGCCUGUGGGUUGGGAACCUAGUGAGCAUGUGGGAGAGCCUGUGGGCCGGGGACCUAGUGAGCAGCCUGUGGGCCAGGAUCCGGUUGGAAAGACUGUUGGACAGGAACCUAGCAAGUUUUUUGGCGGGCUUUUGGAUCUAGAAACUAGCGAGCUUGUUAUAAAGCCUGUGGGCCGGGAACCUAGCGUAGAGCCUUUGGGCCGGGAACCUAGCGUAGAGCCUUUGGGCCGGGAACCUAGCGUAGAGCCUUUGGGCCGGGAACCUAGCGUAGAGCCUGUGGGCCGGGAACCCAGCGUAGAGCCUGUGGGCCGGGAACCCAGCGCAGAGCCUGUGGGCCGGGAACCCAGCGCAGAGCCUGUGGGCCGGGAACCCAGCGCAGAGCCUGUGGGCCGGGAACCCAGCGCAGAGCCUGUGGGCCGGGAACCCAGCGCAGAGCCUGUGGGCCGGGAACCCAGCGCAGAGCCUGUGGGCCGGGAACCCAGCGCAGAGCCUGUGGGCCGGGAACCCAGCGCAGAGCCUGUGGGCCGGGAACCCAGCGCAGAGCCUGUGGGCCGGGAACCUAGCGUGCCUGUUGGCGAGCCUGUGGGCCACGAAGCUGGAGAGCAGCCUUUUGGUGAGCUUUUGGGUCAGGAACCUAGCGAGCUUUUGGGCCAAGAACCUAGUGAGCCUGUGGGCCAGCAACCUGUUGGAGAACAUCCUGUGGUCCAGGAAUCUAGCCAGGAGCCUGUUGGUGAGCCUGUGGGCCAGGAACCAAGUGAGAUUAUGGGUAAUGAACCUAGCGAGCCUUUGGGCCAAGAACCUAGUGAGCCUGUGGGCCAGCAACCUGUUGGAGAACAUCCUGUGGUCCAGGAAUCUAGCCAGGAGCCUGUUGGAGAGCCUGUGGGCCAGGAACCUGGCGAGCAGCCUGUGGGCCAAGACCUUAGCCAGCAGCCUGUUGGCCAGCCUUUGGUUCAGGAACCUAGCAAGCAGCCUGUGGGCCAAGAACCAAGUGAGCAUGUUGGAGAGCUUGUGGGCCAAGAACCAAGGAAGAUUUUGGGUAAUGAACUUAGUGAGCAUGUUGGAGUACCUGUGGGCCAGGAACCUAGCAAGCAGCCUGUGGGCCAGGAACCUAGCAAGCAGCCUGUGGGCCAGGAACCUAGCAAGCAGCCUGUGGGCCAGGAACCUAGCAAGCAGCCUGUGGGCCAGGAACCUGUGGGCCAAGAACCUAGUGAGCCUGUGGGCCAAGAACCUAGUGAGCCUGUGGGCCAAGAACCUAGUGAGCCUGUGGGCCAAGAACCUAGUGAGCCUGUGGGCCAGCAACCUGUUGGAGAGCAGCCUGUGGACCAGGAACCCAGCCAGCAGCCUUUUGGUGAGCUUUUGGGUCAGGAACCUAGCGAGCCUUUGGGCCAUGACCCUGGUGAGCAUGUUGGAGAGCCUGUGGGCCAGGAACCUACCGAGCAGCCUGUGGGCCAAGAGCCUGUGGACCAGGAACCUGGCGAGCAGCCUGUGGGCCAGGAACUUAGCCAUUCUAUGGGCCAAGAGCCUGUGGGCCAUGAACCUGGAGAGCAGCCUGUGAUCCAUGACCCUGUGGGCCAAGAACCUAGUGAGCCUGUGGCCCAGGAACUUGUUGGAGAGCAGCCUGUGGGCCAGGACCUUAGCCAGCAGCCUGUUGGCGAGCCUUUGGGUCAGGAAACUAGUGAGAUUUUGGGUAAUGAACUUAGCGAGCAUGUUGGAGAGCCUGUGGGCCAAGAACCUGUGGGCCAAGAACCUGUUGGAGAGCAGCCUGUGGGCCAAGAUCCUGUUGGAGAGCAGCCUGUGGACCAGGAACCUAGCCAGCAGCCUUUUGGUGAGCUUUUGGGUCAGGAACCUAGCGAGCCUUUGGGCCAUGACCCUGGUGAGCAUGUUGGAGAGCCUGUGGGCCAGGAACCUAGCGAGCAGCCUGUGGGCCAGGAACCUAGCCAGCAGCCUUUUGGUGAGCUUUUGGGUCAGGAACCUAGCGAGCCUUUGGGCCAGCCUGUGGGCCAGGAACCUGGAGAGCAGCCUUUGGGCCAAGACCCUGGUGAGCAUGUUGGAGAGCCUAUGGGCCAGGAACCUAGCGAGCAGCCUGUGGGCCAGGAACCUAGCGAGCAGCCUGUGGGCCAGGAACCUAGCGAGCCCCCUGUGGGCCAGGAACCUAGCGAGCCCCCUGUGGGCCAGAAACCUAGCCAGCCGCCUGUGGGCCAGAAACCUAGCCAGCCGCCUGUGGGCCAGGAGCCUAGCCAGCCGCCUGUGGGCCAGGAGCCUAGCCAGCCGCCUGUGGGCCAGGAGCCUAGCCAGCCGCCUGUGGGCCAGGAACCUAGCCAGCCGCCUGUGGGCCAGGAGCCUGUGGGCCAAGAACCUAGUGAGCAUGUUGGAGAGCCUGUGGGCCAGGAACCUAGCGAGCAGCCUGUGGGCCAGGAACCUAGCGAGCAGCCUGUGGACCAGGAACCUAGCGAGCAGCCUGUGGGCCAAGAGCCUGUGGACCAGGAACCUGGCGAGCAGCCUGUGGCCCAGGCACCUGUUGGAGAGCAGCCUGUAGGCCAGGAACUUAGCAAGCAGCAUGUUGGUGAGCCUUUGGGUCAGGUAACUAGUGAGAUUUUGGGUAAUGAACUUAGCGAGCAUGUUAGAGAGCCUGUGGGCCAUGAACCUGGAGAGCAGCCUGUGAUCCAUGACCCUGUGGGCCAAGAACCUAGUGAGCCUGUGGCCCAGGCACCUGUUGGAGAGCAGCCUGUGGGCCAGGAACUUAGCCAGCGGCCUGUGGGCCAGCCUUUGGGUCAGGAACCUAGCAAGCCUUUGGGCCAAGAACCUAGUGAGCAUGUUGGAGAGCCUGUGGGCCAAGAACCUAGUGAGCCUGUGGCCCAGGCACCUGUUGGAGAGCAGCCUGUGGGCCAGGAACUUAGCCAGCAGCCUGUUGGCGAGCCUUUGGGUCAGCAACCUAGUGAGCCUUUGGGCCAAGACCCUAGUGAGCAUGUUGGAGAGCCUGUGGGCCAGGAACCAAGUGAGAUUUUGGGUAAUGAGCUUAGCUAUCAUGUUGGAGAGCCUGUGGGCCAGGAACCUAGCGAGCAGCCUGUGGGCCAGGAACCUAGCGAGCAGCCUGUGGGCCAGGAACCUAGCGAGCAGCCUGUUGGCCAGGAACCUAGCGAGCAGCCUGCCAAGAACCAAGCGAGCAGCCUGUGGGCCAGGAACCGUUUGGAGAGCAGCCUGUGGGCCAGGAUCCUAGCGGCGAACCUGUGGGUCAAGAUCCUGGAGAGCAGCCUGUGGGCCAGGAACAUAGCGAGGUUGUGGGCAGCGAACCUGUUGGAGAGCAGCCUGUGGGCCAGGAACAUAGCGAGGAUGUGGGCAGCGAACCUGUUGGAGAGCAGCCUGUGGGCCAGGAACCAAGUGAGAUUUUAG